CUCUCUGUGUGUCUCUCUCUCUCUCUCUGUGUGUCUCUCUCUCUCUCUGCUGCCUCUCUCUCUCUCUCUCUCUCUCUGCUGCCUCUCUCUCUCUCUGUGUCUCUGCUGCCUCUCUCUCUCUCUCUCUCUCUGUGUCUCUGCUGCCUCUCUCUCUCUCUCUCUCUCUCUGUGUCUCUGCUGCCUCUCUCUCUCUCUCUCUCUCCGUUCCGCGCGGAGCCUCGGCAGCAGCAGGAGCGGUGAGCGCGAGCCCCCGAGUCCCGAGCCGCCGCUGCUGAUGGCCUCGUCCGCGAGCGGUCCGGAAGAGGCGCGCGGCGCGGCUUCCUCCUCGGCGCCCACGCCCCUCAAGCUGGUGGGCCUGGUGUGCGUGUUCCUGGCGCUGUGCCUGGACGUGGGCGCCGUGCUCAGUCCCGCCUGGGUCACCGCCGACCAGGAGUAUUACCUCUCCCUGUGGGAGUCCUGCUGGAAAUCCGCCGGCGCGAGCGCGUGGCAGUGCAGCGGCACACUCAACACGGAUUGGCAGAUCGCUACGUUGGCGCUAUUGCACGGAGGAGCCUUCCUCAUCCUCAUCUCCUUCAUGGUGGCCCUGGUCUCCGUGUGCACAUGCAGCAGGAGGCGUUUCUACAGACCCGUCGCCGUCAUGCUGUUCGCUGCAGUUGUCCUACAGGCCUGUAGCUUGGUUCUGUUCCCCAUCAAGUUCAUCGAGACGAUCAGCUUGCGAAUGUACCAUGAGUUCAACUGGGGUUACGGAUUGGCUUGGGGCGCCACCAUCUUCUCAUUCGGGGGAGCCAUCCUGUACUGCCUGAACCCCAAGAACUACGACGACUACUACUGACCCUGCUGCACGACUCCACCCCCACCACCCUUACCCCUCCCCCACUGACACCCCAUCACCACUCCCAUCAUACGAUGCUCUUUCGCAUUCCUGCCAGCUCACGCACCAAACUUUUAUUUGCUUCCUGGGAAACAAAAAACAAACAUGCAAAACUGGGUGCAGAGCUCGUCCGAUUGAUUCCGGACUGACCAAUCUCACGUCAGCAUCAUCAUCCUUUUAAAAUCCCUUUAUUGAAGUCUCACUCUGUUCCGUCUGUUCUCAUCUUUCCAUCACAUUUCCAACACCACUGAUCCAUCUCUGAUCUUUAAGCAUCAGGCUCUGGGGAGAUCUCUGGAAGCAGUCAUGUGCCGAUCCCUGCGGAGCGCUCCAUCUGGAGUGGGGUUUACAAUCGGACCUGCUGCAUGCACACACACUCCACUUACACACAUCACACAGAGUGUGUUAGGUUUCUGUAAUGAGAAAGCACAACAUAGAACAUAUGCUCACCUUUGUUCACAGCAGCAAGUGACGGGCUGCUCGUGGGGUGGUAAUAUACACUCAGCGGCCACUUUAAUAGGAACUUGUUCUUGAUUCUAAGAUCCUGUUCUUGGCUGCAGGAGUGAAACCCAAUGUGAUGAUCUGCUGUUGCAUGCUGAGAUGCUUUUCUGCUCACCACGGUUGUAAAGAAUGAUUAUACGAGUUACUGCAACCUUCCUGGCAAACAAAAAAAUCCCGAACCUAUCUGUGGAUUUUCCUCGGACCCUGUCUUAUCAACAAGGCAUUUGUUUCCACCCACAGAACUGUCGCUCGCUCACUCACUCGUUGUUUUUUGUUUUCCGCACCAUUCUGUGUAAAAACCCCAGGAGGAGAUCAGCAGUUUCUGAAAUACUCAAACCGGUCCAUCUGGCUCAAACCAACACCCAUACCACAGUGAGAGAAAGUCACACUUCACUGGGAGAUCACAAUUUUUCCCGUUCUGACGUGUGAACAUGAACUGAAGCUCUUGAUUUGUAUCUGCAUGAUUUUAUGAUGGCAUCGCGCUGCCGCCAAGCAAUUAAAGAACUGCAUCAAACAGCAGGUAGAUGUAGGGGUGUUCCUAAUAAAGUGGCCAGCGAGUGUAUAUAUACACAGUAGCUUCUAAACUAAUCAAUGUGAAGAUUGUUUCCUUAAUUUAUACAUUGCUUCUUUUUUUUUUUUUAGGUUAGAUUAGCAAACCAAGCUAACUGUACUAGCUAGCGAUUAUAUGCACCAACAGUGUCUGUCUGCUACUUCCUCCAUCCAGGCUUUGUUUUUCUUCGUAAAAUGCGUCUCUGUAUUCCAAAGUGAGGAUGACUGAAGGUCUUACAGCAGUUCUAAUACUGAACAGUUCCUGAACAGCAGGGUGCAAAAGUCUGAGUGCAAAAAGUCUUUACCCCUUCUACCCAAACAUUCUGUUCAUGCCUUAUUUCCACAAGAGCCGAGACAGCAUGACUGGGUCUAAAACACCAUUUGUUAAAUAUCUGACUGACUGAUUUUGGCGAAGUAGCUACUUUUACACUUGAAUCACAUCAAGAUACGACCAUUUUCCCCUCAACAUUAACUAGCCAGUUUUAUUGCAAGACAUUUCCUAAUAUCGAGUAACUAGCUAGUUCCUAACGUUUAUUAGAUAGCUCGCUAUAUAUGAACAUAUCUUGUUAAAAAAAGGGAUUUUCUCUAAAAGUUAGCUAGCUAGUUUUUCUGUGAGACAUUUCACAAUGUUUGAUAACUAGCUAGCUAUCUUUCUAUUUUGGUAUCUUCAAAAACAAAGAUAGCUGGUUAGUUAGCAAACAUUGGAAUGUCUCACAGGAAAACUAGCUAGCUACCUAUAUUAGGAUAUCGUCUAACAAAUACAGUUUUCACUGAUGUUAGGACACUAGUUUUCCUGUGAGACAUUUCAGUGUUUGCUAACUAGCUAGCUUUGUAUAAGGAUCUCUUCUAACAGUUUUCUCUAAUGUUAGCUAGCAAACGAGUUUGCUGCAGGACAUUUCCUAACUUUUGUUAGAUACAGAAUAAUCUUUAACAAAUGGGAUUUUCUCUAAAGUUCACAACCUAUUUAUGCUGCUGGAUGGACAUUUACUAAUGUUUAGUGACUAGCUUGCUAUCUACAUUCGGAUAUCAUCUAAGAAAUGGAAUUUUCUCUGAAGUUAGUUAGCUCGUUUUGCUGUAAGAGAUUUCCUAAUUUUUGGUAGCUAGCCAUGUUUGUAUUAGGGUAUUCUUUAAGAAAAGUUAGUAACAUUAGCUAGUUAGAUUUUCUGUGGAACAUUUUCUAAUGUGAGCUAGCCAGCUCUCUUUGUAGGAGGAUAUCUUUUAACAAGUACACAUUUCUCUGAUGUUAGCUAAUGGGUUUGCUGUGGUACAUUUCUUAACAUUUGAUAGCUAGCUAGCCAUGGAUGUAUUAGCAUAGCUUCUAGCAAAUGGGAUUUUCUCUAAAGUUAACUAACUAGUUUUUCUGUGAGGUAUUUUCUACGGUUUUGUAACUAGCUAUUUUUUUUCUUUAAGAAUAUCCUCAAAGAAACUCAAUUUUCUUGAACAUUAACUAGCUAGUUUAUUGUGGGACAUUCUCACGUGAGCCAUCUUUCUUUAUAUGAGUAUAUCGUUUAACAAAUCAAAUGUUUUCGGAUAUUAUUUAGAGAUCGAGCUUUUUGUAUUUUUUAUCAUCUAGCACCCCCCCCCCUUUUUUUUUUUAACUUCACUAGCUAACUUUCAGUGAGUAUAUCCUUGAACAAAGGGGAUCUACUCUAAUUUUAGCUAGCUAGUUUUGCUGAGACAAUUUUAGUGAAUUUAAUUAGUUAAUUUAUAGCUUUAUAUAUAGGAUUCUCUCUCAGGUUAGCUAGCUAGUUUGGCUGUGAGAUGUUAAUUGCUAACAGCUAAUUUUGUGUGGGGAUAUCCUGAGAUUUUUUUUUUCCUUUUUUGAUGUAGCAUAUUAGCUAGCUGACAUUUUUUAAACGUUUUCUAGCUUUUAAUUACUGGGUAAAGUGUUUUUUCCUAUUGUUAGCCAGCUAUGAAGUUUGCCGAGUAGCUAUAAUUUCUCCUCUUGUUAAUACUGUGGGAUAUUUCGUGUGCUGCUAGGAAGUAAAUGGUGUACUAUCCAUCAACAUUAAUCUCUUAACGACUAGCUGUGGACGUUGGCAUUGUUAUCAGGUUUACUGCCUUCAGUCAGUGAGAAAACAAUAUAAUUGAUGUAGUUGGCAAAAACACGCAACCACCAUUGAGUCUUAUUUGAGAAAAUAUAAUUAGACAGGAUUGUGUUACUUAGCUUUAUUGCACUCAGACGUUUGGACUCUACUGUAUGAGGAAACAAAGAUGACUUACGAAAGGGUGUUUUAUCCAGCGAGAAACCUGGAGCUCAGUUUGAGCUUGGAAUAGAUUUGUUUUUAUCGUAUAUUAGCAUAUUUUCAGCACACUGUAGCUAAUGUCAGGGUGAUAGAGUAAGAUUUAUGGCUAGAGCAUGCUAACUGGAGCAACAUGGGUUAAUUAGCUUUUCUGGAAAUUACUGUGAGGUUCAUUAGCGCACAUGUAAGAAGUGCAUUCACUUUAUGAUAAGUAAGUGUGUGUGUUAUGGAACUAAUAGGGCUAGCUGUGAUAUUUAUUCUCGUUUUGUUUUGUUUCCCCCCGUGUUAAUCCAUCAUCUGAAGCUAACAAACAGUUCAGGAUCAGUUUUAGCAAAAAGACCAAAAUAUGGCUAAAUGCUGAAUCUGAUUUUAGUUGUUUGCUGUUCAGAUUCUGGCGUCUUCACUUACCUUCACGAUUCUUCCACCGUAGCCAUCUGUCCUGAGAUGUUCGUCCGUGGUUACAGGUUUUCUUUUCUUCCAAUUGCAAAAUGUGUUAAAACUGUUUUCUAAAAGUGAAAUUUUUAUACAUAGGCAUGUACUGGUGUAAAAAUUUUCACCUCAUAAUACCAGUUUAAUUACGGUUCAUGAUAUUGGGGAAAAAAAAUGAAAACACUACAGUAAAUUUAUCCCUUAAGUCAGAGGUUUAUCAGUUCUGUAUAUUUUUAAACCUUAUUGGAGCGAACAGAAGAUAUUAUUGUACCUGAUGAUAAAAUAAAGGGCUCGCUGGAUGACUGCUGGUUAAAUCACGACUCACUAAUCAGCUCGAAGGCCAUGUCAAAAAAGUUGUGUUGUACGCCGUUACGAUCUUUAUUUAUUUUCUUGUGAACCAUGAUUGGACUCUUUAGUGUAUAUGAAAUAUUACUACUGCCACUAAAAUUUGGAUUUCCUCAUCUGGGAAAUGCUGCGUCAUCAAAAACAUUAGAAUUAUUAUAACUUUGAAAUCGAAUUUCUAGACUGUGUGACUCUAUGGGCUGCUGAUUGGCUGAAAUUCUGCUAAUUGUUUGGAUUCGAUGUAGCGUAUAAAUGUGAACCAGGAACUACAGCAUCAAAUGUGAUUUGCUUUGUAUCGCCAAGGUUAGAAUUAAUUUGGAAUUUCAAGCCUUUGUAACAGGCUUUGUAAUUUAUUUUUGUAAAUCUGAAUUUUUCGUGUUAUAUAUUGAAAUUGCGGGCAGCCUCAUGGUGUAGUGGUUAGCGCUGUCGCCUCACAGCAAGAAAGUCCGGGUUCGAGCCCCGUGGCCGGCGAGGGCCUUUCUGUGCGGAGUUUGCAUGUUCUCCACAUGGGUUUCCUCCGGGUGCUCCGGUUUCCCCCACAGUCCAAAGACAUGCAGGUUAGGUUAACUGGUGAUUCUAAAUUGAGCGUAGGUGUGAAUGUGAGUGUGAAUGGUUGUCUGUGUCUAUGUGUCAGCCCUGUGAUGACCUGGCGACUUGUCCAGGGUGAACCCCGCCUUUCGCCCGUAGUCAGCUGGGAUAGGCUCCAGCUCGCCUGCGACCCUGUAGAACAGGAUAAAGCGGCUACAGAUAAUGAGAUGAGAUAUUGAAAUUGUCAUUUUGAAGUUAUAUUCAAUUUUCAUUCUGAAGACUGUUGGGACAAAUUCAGUGAAAUUCAGGUUCUCCAUCAGAGGCACCCGGGAAUUUUACUGACUGCUGACUGGCUGAAAUGACAUCAGUUGUUUGCUGAUGGACUCUGAUAUAACGUUUAAAACCUGAAUCAGAAUUUAUAGAAUUAAAUUCCAAACGUGAUAAAGGCUCGAGUCUCUAAAUUAAUUAAGAUGUAGAUUUUCAUUAUGUAAAUGAGAAAUUUCCACUUUUGAAAUUUUAGGUUUGAUGUUGAUUGGAACAAAAUCAGUUUGAGUUUCAUAUUAAUUGCAUUGAAUUUUAAAAUUAUUUGAAACAAUGUAAAUAUCUAAAUGUAAAAAUAAAUAAAUUGUCGCAGCACAAAUUAAUCGCAUCAAAUUGAGAUUUGGAUGUAUGUAGCGGAAAGCUUUCUUGAAUGCGGAUUGGCUGCGUUUGCGUUUCCAAAGUGCUCGGCCAUGUAUAGAUUUGCAUAGGAAUGUGAAAAUUUUUUUUGCAAUUGUAUGAGGUAAUUUAUAAAUUUUAUAUGAUUUACUACAUAAUUAAAUUUCAGGCCUUUGUUACAGUGUGGAUUUUCAUUCUGUUGAUCUGAAAUGUUACGCUUUACUUUUAAAAGUUGAAUGAAAUCGAUAUGAAUUCCAAUUUAAUCUGAAUACAUUUUUUAAAUUCUGGUGGCACCGAGUGAGAGUUAAUGACACCAGUUUUCUAGCUACAAACUACACCAACAGGAAGUGCCUACCUAACCAGCUAGCUAUCGCUCCUGCAAGUGGUAAGUCGAUGGAAAACACGCUACUAAACCCCCAAACGCGGCCCCCUUACCAACAAAUUUAAAUAAUUUUAACUUUAGAAAAAAAUCAAAUAUUAAAUACAAUUUCAAAAAAUACAAUUAGUUUCCAAACCCUAGUGGCACAAAACAUCAAUUCCAAGCCGCUGAAGUGAAUCAGCUCAUACUGCCGACUGAACAGAAGCACAAACACUGCCCCGAAACACAGGGUGAGAUUUAAAACGCCCACAAUUACAUCAUCAUACGUGUUUAUUACGCAGUGCUCGAUUCUGAUUGGUCGGAAGGUGUUGAUUAAUUCUCCAUAACAGCAGCUCUGACUGUAGCGCAGGUUUAUAUUAAUGCACUCGUUCUAUCACGUUAUUGUUACUAUGGCAACAGAUCACUCACAGGGACUCGUACGGCAGAUGUUCCUCUUUAUAAAUUAUACUAUUUAAAACAAAAUAGAUUAAAAAAAAAAAAUCAUAGUGGUGAAGUUCUCUAAGGAGAAAUGUGUUCAUUUCUGGAAGGAGUCUCCAGUGUCAGCACUUUUUACCAGUCAGAGGUGAAGCUGCUGUAACUUUUUUUUUUUUUUAAAUUAAGAGAGAGAAUAACGAGAGGCUGGUGAGGGAACGGCUGUUUAUAGCUGCUAUAACAUAAGCAAGAACAACAUUAAACAUAACUACCGGUAUGUUUAAAAAAAAAAAAUCUAUGACUUAUCUUUUAAGUAAUAAAAAUCUGAGUUGUUAGCAAAUCGCUGUAGAGGAAUAAAGCACUUGUAAUAUAUUGUAUAACUAAUGAGCAGCACAUGCUAAUGGUUUAAAAAUGCACACACUGAUGCAAUUGGGGAAAAGAAACUGUAGAAAUGUGUAGAUGAUGUUUGAUGUUCUAGGAAACCUGUAGGUCUUGUGGUUUAGCCAAGCCUUGCUAAUUAGACUAGUUUCUGAUCAAUAGCUCACAGGUCAAUUUAUUAAUCUUACUGAAGUAUUAAUUACACUCUGUUAUGGUGGAAUAGAGGACUGUAUUUCUUAGCACUGUCAGUCUAGUGUGUGUGUGUGUGUGAGAGAGAGAGAGAGAGAGAGAGAGAGAGAGUGAGAGAACAGCAUGAAACGCCUUUUGAGUGCGAGUGAGAGUGUAUAUGAAUUCUGCUGGGGGUCUUUCCCCCCCCCCCCAAACCCCAGAAUACAUCUGUGACCUGAAUCUGAUUUAUAUACACUAACAAAAUAAACAGGUUAUAAAAGAAAACCGCAUACUGCUCGCAUUACUUAUAGCAGCAUGAAAACAGGAAACGCGUCUGCUGUAAUCGGAAAAACACAUUUCCUCACCGCACACAGGUCUGGGCUCUGGGUUUUGUCAGUAAGAUGUUCCCACAUCCACUAUGUCAAUGAUUAGAGCUGAUAAAUGACUGAAAGGCACCAAUUUGAGACCAUUUUUCCCCAAAAACUUGAUGUGAUGUGCAAGGAGACUUCUU
Neoarius graeffei (lesser salmon catfish) is the source of this 7964-nucleotide messenger RNA. It is a transcript of the gene tmem47, whose product is annotated as transmembrane protein 47. Bases 275 to 832 code for a protein of 185 amino acids. The transcript is spliced from 3 exons. Gene Ontology annotation, biological process: cell-cell adhesion. The record is from RefSeq and is a predicted model, not a curated record. Lineage: Eukaryota; Metazoa; Chordata; Actinopteri; Siluriformes; Ariidae. Gene Ontology annotation, cellular component: membrane; cell-cell junction.